GUGUGUUUGCCCUCCUACUGAAUAUCAACAAUGGCAGCCGAAGGAGAUUUUCUGAUGCGCUACCGGGCGGUGUCAAAUAAACUGAAAAAGCGCUUUCUUCGGAAGCCUAAUGUUGCAGAAGCAAGUGAACAAUUUGGUCAGUUGGCUAAGGAGCUGAAACAGCAGGACUGUCCUCAGUAUGCGGCCUUCUGUAAUCUUGCCAUGGCUCGCUGUGAGCAGACGCUGUUUAAUGCUCCAGGGGAAGCCUUGGCUCUGACGGAUGCAGCGCGGCUCUUUCUGGCCUCAGAGCAGGAGACCAGAGCACUGAGGGCCCCAGGCUUCGAUGAGAAUAUGCAGGCAGCAAUGAACUGUUAUAGUUUUGCUAUUAAGGUCUAUAUUGAGAUGAAUCAGCCUGUUAUGGCGGCCAGUCUCUCACUGGAGCUUGGCAAUGCUCUAAAGGAGAUGAACCGCCCAGGAGAGGCCAUCAUUCAUUUCCAGAGAGCUGCAGAACUGCAGAUCCAGAUGCCAAUUGAAGCCCUGCUGUCGCUGUGGGAAAUGGCCUCCUGCAAAAUACUGACCCGUGAUUAUGACGGCGCUCUUGCUGUGCUCUCCGAGAUGCAGCACAUGUGUCAGGAAAGAGGACUACAGCUACCUGGGACGAACACGCCUGUCGGUGCAUUUAUGGAUAUCAUAGCAAAGUGUGAAAUCUCCAGGGUCUUACUGCUUAUGCUCCUUGAGCCUCCUCCUCAAAAGCUGUUACCCGAACACGCUCAGACACUAGAACGGUACGCUUGGGAAUCCUUCGACUCACACAGCCAGAUGGCCUGUCAGGAAAAGGAUACAGAAUCUCUCAAGGCCCUCCAGACAGAACUAUGGUGAGCCUUCUGCAUUUCUUGUCUUUGUGUGAGAAUUAAGCCUAUGCACUGAAUAACUGUAUUGUCUCUCACGACAGGCCUCUCCUUUCGGCAGAACAGAAUCAUCUCCUCCACUUAGUGGUUCAGGAGCGAAUUACACCCUUCGGUCAGGGCAUAUGAUUCACACCCCCACAAGACAAUACUUAAUGGAACAUUCCUAUGCUAGUGCCUGGUGCAUUUUGCAUGAGGACUGAAGGUCAGUGGGCCUAGUAAAUCUGUACAUACACAUGACAAAGUACAUCACAUUUCUCAAACGACUGCUGGUUUCAUGUCAAACUUUCUUCUGUGAAUUGAAUGUAUGAUGUAGUGUUAUAAAGGAAUGCUUAUUUUGACUUUUAAUAUAUUGGUGUUGUAAAUAAAAGGACAGAAGAGAUUCUUACGGAGA
Danio rerio (zebrafish) is the source of this 1278-nucleotide messenger RNA. RefSeq names its product coagulation factor VIII associated (gene f8a). Gene Ontology annotation, biological process: intracellular protein transport. The record is from RefSeq and is marked validated. Lineage: Eukaryota; Metazoa; Chordata; Actinopteri; Cypriniformes; Danionidae.